Molecule: messenger RNA, 4654 nt
Organism: Macrobrachium nipponense
Lineage: Eukaryota; Metazoa; Arthropoda; Malacostraca; Decapoda; Palaemonidae
Product: sialate:O-sulfotransferase 1-like
Exons: 6
Coding region: 262-999 (245 amino acids)
Molecular function (GO): sulfotransferase activity
Source: RefSeq, a predicted model, not a curated record
UUCGCUAGUUCUGGCAGCCCUUUUUGGGAUCCAUUUAGCCUAUAUCUCGAGCAGCAGUAAUCAGUCAAAUCUUUUCCCAUACAAAGAACAUAUAAACGAAAGCUUCAUCAAUGCACUUCUUAGCGACGAUAUCAACGGUGAUGAUGUAAAUUCAAUUAAAUCUCAAGCAAUGCCAAUGUGUCAUCAACCGACUUCAUAAGGCAACUGCAUGGUCCUACAUACCGCCAUCUCUCAGUCGAUAAUUCAAGUGAAGGAAAAUAUAUGUGGCCAGAUGAUCCAUUAUGUUCCCAGCUUACAGUAAGGUUCGGAAAGAACAUAAACGGAACAUGGCUGCUGAGUUUUCCCCGUUCAGGAAACACCUGGACCAGGUACUUGAUUGAAUCAGCCUCUGGAUUCUUCACUGGAUCCAUCUAUAACGCAAGAUUUCCAAAAACAUUAGGCUUCCUGGGCGAAGGCGAUCCAAUUUGGCGAAACAGGACGAUUUUGACCAAAACUCACAGGGUACAGCCAUCGAUGGGGACCGGCAGACCUGUAGUGAUGAUCAUUCGGAACCCGGCCAGAUCAAUUGUGUCUUACUGGAAUUACCGGGGAUUCAAGAAUGAAACCAGAAGAUGGACGGAGUCGGUUGGCAAAGCGUCCUAUGCAACUGCAGGUUUUCAUCGCUUUGUUACGGAAAAAUUGGGCAAAUGGAGAUCAAUAUACAAAUACGCUUUGAAUAAUUCCAAGAGACUUCACGUGGUCUUCUACGAAAAAUUAAGAGAAAAUCCUUUGAGAGAGAUUCGUGAUGUCCUUCGGUUCCUGCAGGUGAGACCCCAAAAGGAGAGGUUCCUCUGUCUCUCGAGACAUUUGGAGGGCAACGCUAAGGGAUCCCAGAGGCAUGAAGACCCUUAUUCCUUAGGGGAGAAGAAGGCCCUUGCGAGUGCUCUCGAGGAAAUCAAUUCCCUCCUCACUUCAAGGAAGUUUCCUCCAUUACCUGACUAUCAUAAAUAUGACUCGUAAUAUGAAGAUAUGAACCGUGGCGUGAAGAUAUGUCACAUAACGUGAAACUAGGCUAAGGCCAUGUAAAGGGAAAAUAUACUAAGGUAUCAACGAGUACCAGAUAUACGUAAGUAAAAGGGCUUUUUGCCUUUGCUUGGUUGUCGAAAAUAUGACUCCCAAUGUACAUGUACGGUGCCUGUUGUCACUUGAUUUACAGAUAAGGCACUCAUUAUGAAAAAUAUAAUCCUUGCCUAAUAUGAUACUUUUGGCAAAAUUCAAACAAAAUUAAAAAGAUAUGAAGAAUUUUGUUUCAAAACAAUGAUUAACAUACUUAUGCUAGACGGUUUAUCCGUACGUGAUAUGAAAACAUGUGAUUAACAUCUGUAAGGAAGAGUGUUUUGUUAUUAGGUGACCUUCAGAAAUAUUCUAGUGUCAAAACAUGAUACUUUAUCUCAAACGACACCCAAACUUGUAGCAACCGUGGACUAGAAUACCAGAAUGCCUAUGCAAAAGUGUUUCCGCCCUUUCCUGACGUAGUCUGAAAAAAAUUAGUGACUAUAUUUGUACGUUCUAGAGUAGUUUUACCAAAUAUGAUUGUUUAUGCAACUGAGUAUAAUGAUAAUAUUAUUCUUUUAAUAUAAAAAGAUUUUUGAUGAAGAGUUUGUUAAUUUCAUCCCGCUGGAAAUGUGAUGGAAAUAAAAUAAGUACUGUUGUCCGAAAGCUAGACAUAUAUAUAAGUAGAUUCAUUUCUGAGCGUUUGUUCCACUUGAAUUUUGUGAACAGAAUUAUCUUGUCUGUUAAAUGAGGAAAACAUCUGCUGUCUUCGAUUGCUUCCAAGGUAUUGAAAGUAUUAUUACAGAACAUAGCAAAUGUCUGACAUUAUAAAGAAUAACAAUUUUUUUUUUAAGAUUCCUUGACAGAUCUCAUAAUAAUGUAACCCAAGAAAUAUCCUUGCAGUAUUUCUAGCUGACUAUGAGUUACAUAACUUCAUUACAUUACAGCAGUGAGAUUUGUAUACAUAAAAUAUUCAUAAUUUAAUAUUUUAUAUAAUCUCGGAGUUUUAUGUUUGCUAGUCAAUGCAUCAAACAUUCAGUUUUCUUAAGUUGUUUGUUGGAAAAACCCUAGGUUGCAAGUAAAUCAUUGAUCGAGGGAAUUCCUUUGUGUCGAAGAAUUACGUCAGCUAUUAUUUUUUCACCUGGCUGUAGAGAGAUGAGAUACCCCUUAAAAUUAAAUGCGUUAUUCAAUAACUACGAGAAGAUUGAUCGAGGGAAUUCCUUUGUGUCGAAGAAUUAUGUCAGCUUUUAUUUUUCAUCUGGCUGUAUAGAGAUGAGAUUUCCCUUAAAAUUAAAUGCGGUAUUCAAUAACUACGAGAAGAUUGAAAUAAGAUCUAUUUACUUCAGAAAAAUGCUAAAACAAAAAGUGCUAACAAAUAUUCCACCAGGGAAGAAAUAAAUCUGUCAUAACAUUUACAAGUGAACACAACUUCAGAAACAUACGAGGCAGAAUACGUAUAAUGAAAUCUCCCUCCGUUUCUCCUCAUUCCUUGUUAUGUGAGUGAAAGGGAGAAGCAAAUAAAGUUUGUGAUAUGAACUUUCCCAAAAGCUGUCUGUGAUUUUUUCAAUUCCUGAGAAAUGUAGAUCUCUCGCGGAACUCUUUGUGCCUGCCUAAGGGACUGGACCUCGGUUAAAAGUGAAUAUUAUUGGAAAUAUUAAAACGUGUUUUAGCUGAAAAGAUUUAUUCAUUAUUUAACUAAAAAAAAAAGUUAUUGCAUCGUGUACCAAAUUCCCACAAAACCUAUUUCAAACUGUUUUAUGUGGAAAGAAUAAAACUUUAUUAACUUAGAAAAUAAAAUCCCUUUGCCUAGAUCUGAAUGUUUUUAUAUUAACAAUAUAUUCAUUACGUGUCCUUAAUUGUUAAUGAAAGUUCGUAGAAAUUAUAUUCUGAAUAUCAUAGCUUAUAUAAUGAGCGUUUAUGCUUGAUUUUACUUUAUGUGUAAAACCUGCAGUGUCUACAUUACUACUAUAUUUAACAGGAAGCUCCUUGAAAAUAUGGGCGUUUGUUCUGACUUACAGCUGGCUUCUUGUGACUCUCUGUAACUCACUAUGACUCACUGUAACUCAUCGCCCUUCACAUCAGACUACUAAGUUAAUAGGCCCAGCCUGAUGUAGCAGACCACGUAUACGCACAUCAGGUGUACGUAGAAAUGAAUUACUGCCCUGACUAGAUCAUGCUAAAUGACUGGGUUUGUAAGAGCGGCCAUAAUAUAUAUUUUCUUGUAAUUGCCAAGAGAGCGUUUUACGUAGUUUCCGUAUGAUUCAAGCUUUAAAUAACAACGACAUAAGGAACGUUUAUGAGACAUAUCGGAUUGAGUGAUUUUUGUUGAUUGUGAGAGCAAUAAUCUUAUGCAUUGAACAAGCGUUUUGUAGACACUGAGUCAGUGACAAAUAAAUAUAACAUGGAUGUGAAUGGUUUAUAUGUUGUUCGUUUUACUGAUAUCCUUCACUGCAAGACUUUCUGAGGCAAAGAAAUUAAAAAAUAUGGAGAUCUAAGGACAGAAAAGAUUGUAUCGAGUCUCCCAAGAAGACAGGAAAUACAAAGCUGAGGAACAGAUGCAAGAAAUUAGCUGGUCAUUUUUAUUUCAGCUGACGCAAACCGAUUGACAGUCAAAAAAACUUUCCAUUCAUCUCAAAAGAGAAGUUUUUGUUCAACUUGGAAUUAAAGAUAUGCAAUUCAUCACGUCGGGAAAAAAGUUUUUAUGCUUCAAAACUUGAUCAACUGUUUCCAUUAGAAUUUACUUGGUGUCAUACGAACCUUACAUUUUUGAGGGGAAAAAUUCUUUUCUUUGAGAAAAAAAUUCCUUUUCACUCAUAAUACGACUCUUGAAAACAAUAUAGAGACAUUUUCAAUACGCGAAAAGGAAUGUUUGUUAACUAUAUAUCUUUCCUACAUAAUCUCACCCAGUUCCACAUUCCGAUUCCUGUCCUUCAUCUUUUUCUGGACAUAUUAUCUUUCUGUCCAACCCCUCAUACUCCCUCUUUCACUGUCUUAAUCUCUUAAUGGUGGAAAGUGCCCCAGUGCUUGACUUGUCAGCCUAGUUUUAAUCAAUCAUAAUCCAUAUUAUAUAUACGCAUUUCUUCCCGUUAGUAAUCACAUAUUUUUUCAUUUAGACACCAAUUUUAUACUGGUCCGCUGGUAUAGUGGUUAGUGUCGUGGAAUGCCACUCAGAUGUCGCGGAUUCGCGUCCCCUCCAGGUCAAUGAAUUCUUUGGAAGAUUGAAUUUUAAGUCAAUGGCUCCUGUGUUCUUACUUCAUGUGAAUAGAUUUCAUCUACUGAAAUAAUAUAAUAUAAUGAUAUUAUUAGGCUUAGCAAAAAAAUGACAAAAAUACUAUAUCUCGAGAAGAAAGUCGGUCGAGAAAUGAACAUCACCUUUAGAUUCAUUGCAGUUCCUGCAAUUGCGGAGCUGCUGUAAUUGAGGACCAAACUUCCGCAAAAUUACUCCCAAAAACUUGGGGAAUUCGUUCGAUUUUUGCAUCGGAAGAACUUGCAAAUUACUUUACCGAAACAGGAAGCUUCGAACUACUAAGACACGUGGCUUGUUUUUCUAUUUCUUCGUUAAACCGAGUGUUUUGCCUGUUCUUCAUCUAUAAAUUAUUAAUCAACUAGCAUGUAUAAUAGA